AUGAGUUUUAAUUUGAAUGCAAAUCAAGCUGCACAAGGUGCAAAUUAUGCUGGACGAGCAAUGAAUGCAUUUCAAACAGCUGUUAAUAUCGAUGACCAACAGCCACAAGCUGAAGGAACAACAUUUUGGUUCCGUUGGCUUGUUCGAAUCGUUGCUGUUGUCACUGGAAUUCUUGCAAUGAUAUGUGGCCUUUUUGGUGCAUUAAGUAUAUCACCGUUUUGCAUAAUCGCUGGUGUCAUGAUGAUGAUCCUUGGCUUUGGAGUAAUUAUGUUUGAAGUACCGAUUUGUUGUCAAUUUGUACGAUUUACACAACCAGCGGCACAAUUUUCUCAACAACGGCCAGCAUGGCAAAAGGCAGCACUCUACUCAGUGCCACCUCUCAUUCCUCUUAUGCUAUGUCAAUCAUUAAGUAUCGUACUUGGUUUCGUUUGCAUACUUGUUAAUGGAGCGAUACAAUUUAUGUUAGCUGUUGGCAAAAAAGCACCAUUAGAAGAAAUGCUUCAACGUGCCGGUGUCGGUGGUAUGAAUCGUGGACAACCAGUACCUGAUGGGCCUCCAUUGAAUGCUACAGGAAACUCGGGUGAAAAAGGUUUUAAUUUUACUCCACUGCCGUAA
This is a messenger RNA of Rotaria socialis, 615 nucleotides long. NCBI's taxonomy places the organism in Eukaryota, Metazoa, Rotifera, Eurotatoria, Philodinida, Philodinidae. The record is from the annotation of a GenBank genome assembly.